UUACUGCCACCUGAUUGUAGGGUGUGUGCGCUGUUGACACAAAAGGAACUGCAAUCUCUUGGUCAUCUGUGCUAUGUCGUAGUAUGCUUAAAUUUAUUAAUAGCCUUCUACACUAUCUAACAUUUGAGGUUCUUGAACCCAACUGGCAUGUGAUGCAUAACAGACUACAAACUGCAAAGAGCAUAGAUGAUGUUAUUGAAUACCAUAAUUUUU
This is a messenger RNA of Camellia sinensis, 213 nucleotides long. The record is from RefSeq and is a predicted model, not a curated record. Lineage: Eukaryota; Viridiplantae; Streptophyta; Magnoliopsida; Ericales; Theaceae.